AUGGCAACCAGUGCCGACGUCACGUCUAUUGACCCCCAGGGUCUUGGACUAGUGCUCCUCGUCGUCACACUCUUCUUCACGCCUCUGACCGUUAUCGUCAUUGCAUUAAGAUGUGGUGUCAGACUUAAACACAAGGUGUUUGGCAUGGAUGAUGCUCUUAUGGUUGUUGGAUGGGCUCUGUUUAUGGUUGUUGCUGGUCUUGUAUCAAAAGGAACCUAUUACGGGCUAGGCUCGAAAGAUGAGCGACUGAAUGACUACCUUGUGGAGAAGAUGUUUAUAAAAGCAUCUAUCUGUGUCACACUACUCCGAAUCGCCGUUCUCAGAUCACACCGCAUCAUCACGUGGAUCACGCUCGCGACCUCAUGUAUCUCGACCAUCAUCGUUAUUGUUGGGCUAUUUGCGAUGUGCCGUCCUAUUCAGGCAAACUGGGAUAAGGCGGCCGGGACAUGUUCCCCUCCCAUUGUCAUUACAAGCCUUAGUUAUCUUGUGUCUGCUGCGGCUGUAGCUACCGACUGGGUCUGUGCUAUCUUGCCUGGCUUCAUGCUCUACAAAGCUCAGAUGAAAACAGCCACCAAGGUUUCUAUCAGUAUUAUCCUAGGCCUAGGUGUCCUGUAA
Messenger RNA from Clonostachys solani, 615 nucleotides. Lineage: Eukaryota; Fungi; Ascomycota; Sordariomycetes; Hypocreales; Bionectriaceae. The record is from the annotation of a GenBank genome assembly.